CGGAAAGGCGGAGGGGAAGAAGGAGGGGCGAGCUCAGGGCACAGAAGGGCGAGUAGGCGCGCGGCGGGCCGGGAAUGCCCGAGGCACCCGGCCCCGGAGCCGCCCGGUGACCGGCGCCCGGGACAUGGCUCUGCGUUUCACAACCGACUUCGACCUCCAGAAGGACGUGCUCCCGUGGCUGAGGACGCAGAGGGCGGCGCCCGCGGCCACGGGGACCGGAGGCGGCGGCGCAGAUGUUUUGGAAAAUAAUUACGAGAGUUUACGUGUAUUAAAUGUUGAAAGGAAUGGAAAUAUAAUUUAUACCUGUAAGGAUGUUAGGGGAAAUGUCUUCUUUGGAUUAUAUGAUUGCCAAACCAGACAAAAUCAGCAUAUUUAUACCUUUGAGAAAGACUUGCAAGUUAUCAGUUGCUCUGUCAACAGUGAGAGAACUUUGCUAGCUGCAAGUUUAGUUCAAUCUACUGAAGAAGGAAGAAGGAAUGAGCUUCAACCAGGAUCAAAGUGCUUAACUUUGUUAGUGGAAAUACACCCUGUUGACAAUGUAAAGGUUUUAAAAGCUGUGGAUAGCCAUAUUUGGGUACAGUUCCUCUACCCACAUGUUGAAAGUCAUCCUCUUCCAGAGAGCCAUCUCUUACUGAUUUCAGAAGAGAAAUAUAUUGAACAGUUUCAUAUCCAAGUCAUCCAUGAAGAUGGAAAUAAAGUGAUGAUUAAAAAUAAUGGCCAUCUCCCAAGAGACAGAGUAGCCGAGGAUUUUGUUUGGGCUCAGUGGGAUAUGUCAGAGCAGAGACUAUACUACAUUGACCUGAAGAAAUCAAGGAGUCUCUUAAAAUGCAUCCAGUUUUAUGCUGAUGAGAACUUUGAAUUAAUGUUUGAAGCACCCUUGGACAUAUCAUUAAGUGACUCAGGAUUUAAGCUUGUCAACUUUGGAUGUGAUAAUCUUCAAGACCAAGAGAAAUUAUCCACACACUUGACUCUGUGUGUUUUUACCAACCAUACAGGAAGUUUGUGUGUAUGUUACAGCCCGAAGAUUGACUCGUGGGAACAAAUCACGUAUUCAGUGUUUUAUUUUCAUAAAGGCCACAGAAGGACCUUCACUGCUGCUCUGGGGACUGCUGACUCACAUGUGGCAGAGAGUGUUACUUUUCUCAACCUGGACUAUUAUGUGGCUGUUUACUUACCUGGCCAUUUCUUUCAUCUACUAAACAUUCAGCAUCCAGACUUGAUCUGCCACAGUCUGUUUCUGACAGGAAAAAAUGAAAUGAUUGAUAUGCUACCUCCUACUCCUUUACAGUCACUGUCAGGCACCCUGAUACUGGAAUGGUGUUCUGGAAAGCUCUAUAGAGCUCUCCUCAGCCAGUUGUAUCUAUUAGAGUUCCUGUGGAGCUCCCAUGCGGACUGUGAGAGGAUGGCCGUGUUGCACUGUCUGCUCUCGUGCGGCCGAGACCGACGGUCCCUGGAAGCCCAGAUUAUUCAAUGGAUUUCUGAGAAUAUUUCUGCCUGCCAUUCAUUUGACCUCAUUCAAGAAUUUCUUAUUGCUUCUUCAUAUUGGAGCAUAUAUCCAGAAGCAAGUAACGUGGAUAAGCUUUUGCCAUAUUCCUCAGUGCUCACUUGGAAUACAGAAAUUCCUGGAAUAACCCUUGUGACGGAAGAGAUUGCAUUGCCUCUUAUGAAGGUGCACAGCUUUAAGGGCUACUGGGGAAAACUGAACUCCAACCUAGAAUAUGUUAAGUACACCAAGCCACACUUAAACUACAACAGCAGCAUGGUCAGGAGAGAGUGGCACAACCUCAUCUCGGAAGAGAAAUCAGGAAAACGAAGGUCCGCUGCAUAUGUGAGGAAUAUUUUUGGUAAUGCAAUAAAGGUGAUUUCUAACCUAGAAGCAAGGAAUUUGGAGCCGAGAUUAACGCCCCUCUUCCAGGAGGAAGAUAGCAACCAGAGGCUGCUCAUGGGACUUAUGGUGUCUGAGCUAAAAGAACAUCUUUUGAGACAUCUACAAGGUGUAGAAAAGAAUAAAAUUGAACAGAUGGUUCUGGACUACAUUUCAAAACUGCUGGAUCUCAUUUGCCGCAUACUGGAAACCAGUUGGAGGAAACAUAAUCUUCAUUCCUGGGUUCUCCACUUCCACAGGCCUGGCAGUGCUGCUGAAUUUGCUGUCUUUCACCUCAUGACCAGGAUUUUGGAAGCUACUAACAGUUUGUUUCUACCCUUACCCCCUGGUUUUCACACUCUGCACACGGUCCUUGGUGUCUGCUGUCUGCCUUUGCAUAACCUGCUGCAUUACAUUGAUAAUGGAGUGCUGCUUCUCACAGAAACAGCUGUCACGAGGCUCAUGAAAGAUCUGGACAAUACAGAGAAGAAUGAAAAAUUAAAAUUCAGCAUCAUUGGGCGGCUUCCCCCGCUUAUUGGUCAGAAGAUCUGUCGACUUUGGGAUCAUCCUAUGAGUUCUAACCUUAUUUCACGGAACCAUGUGAAGAAACUGCUUCAGAACUAUAAGAAACAACCUCGGCAUUCUGUGAUUGACAAGUCAUUACUCAGUGUAGAAUUUUUGCCUCUGAACUACUUCGUUGAAAUACUGACUAACAUAGAGUCUUCCAAUCAAGCUCUGUAUGCUUUUGAAGGACAUGACAAUUUGGAUGCAAAAUUUGUAGGGGAGGCAGCUCUGAAACAUACCACAAUGCUUUUAGGCUUAUAAAAGAGCCAUUGCAAUUAAUUUAAUUAAUUAAAUUCCAGUAUUUUAGUCUAGCUCAUUAGCCCACUGGUGUUGAGAAUUCUUUAGCAAUAUUUAAAAUUGGUGACCAAAAUCAGAAUGUAUUCUUGAGCUGUCUGAGUUUCAGCUUGGUACUUGUUCAGGCAGAACUAAACUGCUGUACCUCAUCCCAAUUUUGAAGAGCAGAUGAGCAGUCAAGUGUGGAGAAAUGAUAAACAGUCCACAGAGGCAUAAAAAGAUGGUCUUCUGAGACCUUUUCCAGGGGCUGAAUUGGAAAAAAGCUGGUUUUUAUUGCACUCUGAAAUAAAACAUGCUUAAAAAAAAUGUAGGGAAUAGUCCUUAGAAAAGCAAACACUAGAUGUGUCUUUGUAAAUAAAGAACAUAUUUGCAAACAGAAAAAGUAAAAUGUUACAUAAGAACUCUAUUUGGAUAGAGAACACUUGUUAAAAUAUUGAAUUUGGAGUAAAUCAAAUCUUCUAUUUCCAGUAUAGAAUAAUUUGUAACAUACAGUAAUUUGUAUAUGCAGUAUUUGGAGUAGGAUUUGCCUUUGUCAUGGUUUAGAUAGAACCUGUAUUUAAUUUAUUAGUUUCUAAAGAAUAUUUAUAACAGUUUGAUUUAAUAACAUCUUGUCAUUAAAAAAAAAAAAAGUACUGAAAGUUUUGGCCUGACUCUUCCUGUUCUUUUAUUCCAGCCAGGAAUCAUGAGUCCAUGAACAUGCUCCUCCAAUGGCCCCAUGACACCUAACUAGUUCUCCCAUCUUUCUUUUUUUCUCUCUUCUACAAUGACUUCAUUCUGACCCAUAAACACAGUGACUGCCCAAGAUCAGCUUUUGUUUUUCUCUUUUUCCACUGUUUCCCUUAUUGAACUUGUGAGAUCUUAAUGAUUUUAAAUAACACUGGCUGGAAUCAUAAUCCAAAACAUCUUUUCUAAAAUCAUCAUUGUAUUCUAAAGAUUGUCUUCUAUAGAAUUUCAUUUUUUGGUCAAGCUCAUUAUCUUUCAUUCCCUUCCCUUUUAUUUUCACACCUGGAUUGUUUCAGUUGCUUCCUCAGGUCCAACUCAUCCAUCACAGAUUCUAAAUAAACACCAGUUGGAACCUGUUAUGCCUCAUAAUCCUUCAAUAAUUUCCCAUUUAUCACAGAAUAAAACUCAAACUCCUUGACAUUCAAAGCCUCCCAUCCCAGCCUUAUCUUAUACGAUUCCCCAUGAUGAACAUUCUUUUCGAACCAGGCCGGUUCACUGCUCCUUGAACCCAGCUUUUGU
Molecule: messenger RNA, 3964 nt
Organism: Choloepus didactylus (southern two-toed sloth)
Lineage: Eukaryota; Metazoa; Chordata; Mammalia; Pilosa; Megalonychidae
Gene: GSAP
Product: gamma-secretase activating protein
Exons: 31
Coding region: 125-2689 (854 amino acids)
Biological process (GO): positive regulation of amyloid-beta formation
Cellular component (GO): trans-Golgi network
Source: RefSeq, a predicted model, not a curated record